AUGGCAGAAGCUGUGGAGGUGAUGCUGCGGCGCUUGAGGGAAGCAGCGGACACCAGGGGCAGCGACUGGCUGGAGGAGCAGGUGACUGCAUUGCUAAGGGGGGCGGAGGUGGGUACGUCUGGCCCUACUCCAGCAGCUACACGGUCGCGGCGGGCAAGGCCGCCGGCGCGCCUGAGCCCUGAUUUACCCCCCCGGGUCCGGCGCCGUGUCAGGAGCCCCACAAGGGACCCUCCACGCCGGGAGCAUUCCAAGGCUACUGCGGCCUCCCGGCGUGGGAGGAAUCCAUAUGUCCGGCGGGACCCUCCAGAGGCUGUGGGGCCUCCCCCUCAGCCCACCACUUCAGCUACAAGGGAGUCAGGACCUGGUUCUGCAGGAUCCCCUCCUGUCCCCAGGAGUGGGAGGCCUGCUCAGCGUGGGAGAGGUAGUGGCAGCAGAGGCAGCAGCGGGGCUGCGCGGUCGGCCAGGGCGGCCCGGCGCAGGCUCUUACAGGAUGAGCCCCUUUCAGUGGCACACGAGGCUGCGCCUGUAGGUGCCGGGGACGGGCGCAGGCCUCGCCAUGAUGCGCUUCUUUCAGAGGAGGAGGACGAGGCUGUUCUGGACGGCUCCCUGCCCCAGAGCAGGCCUCUUGGGCAUGAAGACAGGCGCGCAGAUGCUUAUAUGGAGGACAGGGAGUUGCGCAGGCCAUUUCCUGAGGGCGGACAGUUUGCUACUGGUCCUGACACCGUUGAAGACAGAGGGCGUCCCAGAGCCAUUCCUAACGCACCCAGCAGUGAUCCGGCUGGGGUGCUGCCGGCGAACAGCGCAAGUACCCACCAGAGGAACGUCGCGGAUCCAGGAGUCGUACGUCAGGAAUCAGGACCUGCGGCUGCCGGGUUCACAGCACCCGGGCAGCUAGUGGGAGCGGUUUCGCCAGCUGGCCCCGGAGGCGAGUCAGGUCGGAUUGGUGUGUCCAGAGUCGUUGUGUGAGAUCCUGGAGGUACCGUAGCUUGUCUGUUGCAGGCAUCAUUGAGUGAAGGCACGUGGAGGAUGUACGAUAGGGCUUGGAGUAGGUGGCAGCAGUGGUGUAAUGACCUGGGGGUCGAGGUACUGGACGGGGAAAUUCCGUUGUUACUGUUCAUUGGCCACGUGAAGGAUCUAGGUUGGUCGGUUGCCAAGAUCAAUGGUUGCAUGGCGGGCUUGGCUUUCGGAUUCAAGUUGCGGAAUUCCCCGGACAUUACUAAGUCCUUUUUGGUCCGUCAAAUUUUGAAGGGUUAUAGAAGGUUUCAGCGUGUCAAAGAUUCCCGCCUACCGGUGUCCUUUUCGUUAUUGUUACAGUUAGGGGAGCAGGUAGCUGGAGUGUGUCGCUCGGCUUGGGAGGUGAGCUUAUUUAGACUAGCCUUUGCUCUGGCUUUUUUCGGAGCCUUUCGUUUAGGGGAGUUAGUGUGUGCAAGUGUGCGGCGGGAAGGGGGUCUGAGGAGCGAGGAUGUAACGUUAUAUGACGACAGGGUGGUGAUUUAUCUGAGAUUUUCAAAGACGGAUCAGGAGGGGAGGGGUCAUUUAGUCUCAUUGUUUGAGGUGCCGGGAUGUCUAUUGUGUCCAGUACGGUGUUUGCGGGAUUUUCAAGCAAGGGCAGGGGUCGCGGCAGGCCCGGUUCUCAGACACGAGGAUGGCUCCUUUUUAUCGC
Molecule: messenger RNA, 1663 nt
Organism: Bufo gargarizans (Asiatic toad)
Lineage: Eukaryota; Metazoa; Chordata; Amphibia; Anura; Bufonidae
Product: chloride intracellular channel protein 6-like
Exons: 2
Coding region: 1-966 (321 amino acids)
Source: RefSeq, a predicted model, not a curated record